Messenger RNA from Porites lobata, 16739 nucleotides. The record is from the annotation of a GenBank genome assembly. NCBI's taxonomy places the organism in Eukaryota, Metazoa, Cnidaria, Anthozoa, Scleractinia, Poritidae.
AUUUUUCAUUCACUUGAUUGUAAUCUUCUAAUUGGGGCGUCUCUGGACUUCGUAAGACCUUUUCGAAACUUUUGUAGGCGAGGGAAACCAGCCAAUAUGCCUGGGUACAGUUUAGCCACCUCAGACAAGGAAAGCAUCGAUCAUAAGUAUCUGUGCAACUCCUGUGGUUUGCUCUUGCGAGAAGCAAUGCAGACGGCUUGUGGACAUUUCUACUGUAAAUCAUGCCUUGGAAAUCUUUUCACGUAAGCAGCAAAGCAGCGUAGUUUUUAGUAUUUUUCUCUUGAUCUUGUUUGUCCAUGAUGGGCAUCGCUAAAGGUCUGCAGUUAGGAGCUGCAUCAGCCGAAGCACGUUAGGGAACUGAUCGGCACGUGUAUCAGCUGCGUGCAUGCAUGUUGUUUGGUGCCUUUCGUAACCGCCACUGCAUGAGUUAAAAUGCAUGGCUGUUUUGCAGAGUCAAUAUUUGAUUACUCAAUCCAAAACAAACCAAACUAUAAUUGCAUGAGUUUUAUUAAAGGGGGCCCACACAAUCUGUUUGUCUGACCGAUGUAAUUUUUAUUAUGUGGUAAAAUUGUACCGGGGGGGGGGAAUUCCGCAUAUUAAAGGGGUGGGGAUGCUCGUCGGAAAUUUUGAAUUAAGAAACGGUCCAGAUAAGAACGAUAGCAUCGACGGCAACGAACGUGUUGGAAUGCAAAAAAGGUGCUAACUUUUCCAUUGUCUGUACUUACUUCUGAUUGACUUAAACAGCAAAAGUUUCGUAAAGCGGUACAUACAUUCAUCCUUACUUUCCAACCAUCUUCCAUAUAACAAAAUCUGGUCUCAGUUUGAAUAACAAAGAAAUCCUAUGUAGGGAACAUGUAAAAUUGUAAACUUUUCUUGGCUAUUGUUUUCAACUCUUGUGAUUGGUCGAAAUCUUUUGACACAAAAAAACACCCUUUGAAAGUGGAGUGUAAAUGCAUUUUAUUGCGUAAACGGCCUUCAUGUAGGUUUAUGCAUUCUCUGUGUAAAAAUGAGAACAUUUCUACAUUUGGAAAGCACCGUUGCCGCAUAACAAAAGAAAUUGCUAUCCACCUUACCCGGAUCAUUACUUAAACACCUAAAGGAGACCGAUGUGGGCGUGGCCCAAGCUUUUUUUGACCCCUAAAAGAGACCAAAAAAAUAUACGUAUCAAAUAUAUAUUUAUAUAUUUUUUCGCGUGCAACCCUAAACGAGACCUUCACGGUUAAAUAUGAUGGCUUUUUUCCCAGAACACCCUAAGUGAGACCAACAUCCGAAAUUUACACCCCUAAGCGAGACGACGAGCAUCCCCACCCCUUUCAUAUGCAGAGUGCCCCCCUGGGAAUUGUACUCACUGUAGGGUUUUUAAAAUACAUACAUUAAUUUAUGCUCGAAAGUUUGAGCAUGAUGCAUUUGAGCGUUACUCUCAAAACAACAGCAUUACGCCUUAUGCUCGAAAAGUAGCAUUAUGCUCAACUGAUCUUGGCUAUAUUUAACGCCCUUUUCCAUGCCUGCAGACAAAAAAUACCUCCAUAAGCCCGAAUCAAAGUAUUUCAUUGCAUCAAUUAAAAAUUUACAAGAAAUAUUAACAUCAAAUAAUGCUCAAAAGGACCCAAAGUGUCUUAUUUCAAUGGAACUCUCCAUAUUUGGAUACUCUCUGGUCAGUUUGCAGCCUGGCAUAAUGAUGCAACAGUGCAGCAAGGCCUUGAAAGUAGCAACAAAGCCUUUGAAUAUAUUAGUUAAUUUUUUUACUUUACUAAAGGCACUUGAAAGUGAAAAAUAGUUUCCCAUUACAUUUUUCUGGAAAUAUUAAUUUUCUCAUCAUUAUUCAUCUCUUUAUGCUAAAAAGUACGUAAAAAAUGCCCAUAUUUAUGCUGGCAUUUUACUCGAGGCUCCGACUAUACCAUUAUGCCCCAAUUUAUGCCGCAUGUGUCUAACCUUAGUAUUUACUGUUUGCUUCAUCUGUAGAGGCAUAUCACUAAAUAUGGGGUGUCAGUAAAACGCAGGGUUGGGGCCAUGGCCAGGGUUAAGGGUUUUGCAUGUUUUAAAAUAAUGUUGUUUUAGGGUUAGGGUUAAAGUUGACACUAACCCUAACCCUAACCUAACACUAACCCUAGCCCUAAAACAGCAUUAUUUUAAAAAAAGAUAGACUCCAACCCCAGCCUGGCCCCGACCCCAACCCUGCCUUUUCCUGACACCCCUAAAUAUGUGCAUGUAUAAAAGUUAAACGUUUUGUUACCUCACCUUCAGUAAAGUGUUGUCCUUUUGCCUCAGAAGUGGUAUUUUGAGCAAUUUAAAGGAUUUUGAGUUCGCUGUUUACUGUUCCUCACAAGUAUACUCACUUGAAAAUAUGUUUGCUACAGAACAGAGAUUCGAGCCUCAUUUUCAGUUUCAAAAUUACAGUGAAAUUGUCACUAAAACACCAGCCUCGUUCCUAGGGUUCUCUCCUGCCCGUCCCUAUGGAGCGAGCGAGAGAGAGAGAGGGGGGGUAGGAGAGAGAACCUGGGAACGAGGUUGACUAAAAGACCACCUUCUAAAUAAUGUUUUUAAACGUUAGGAGUCUUUCACAGUCUCUGCUUUUAACUGGAAAAUAUCUAUUGUGUGAGUUAUCAGUAACAUGCAAUGCAGUUUGGGAAUGGCUCGAGAUGGUGGACGAUAGAAAAACAGUACCGUUGCCAUACACAAGCUGAGUCAUAAAGCAUUGCUCUAUACUAGUUAAGAAUCUGAGUUUUAAAAUACUAUACUUGUGUAUUUUGAGGAUAUGUCACUGGGAAACUAUAUUUCAGUUCCAUUGAUUUAAGAUCACGGUAAUGACCCAGUACUGGAAACGAUCAUUAUGGUCCUAGGGCUUGACUUUACCAUAAAAUUAGGUUGGUUACACAAACAGAUUGCGUGGCCUCCCUGUGGUUUCAUCAGCAUGGCUUUGAAUUUCGAUAGUUGCAUUGAGCCCAUUGCAUGAAAACCCGGCCAUAAAGAGAAGCAAAUUGAACAUUAAGAACCUUCAUUGAGUGUAUGGGUCUGUUUUAAUAUUAGCUAAAAAAGUUCAUCUUCAAUAUUGCAGAGAUGUAAUAAGAGAUGGGUGUUUCAGCUUGAUUUGUUUACAGGAUCAGGUGGAAUGGAAUCAAAAUGAGGUAUGGUAGAGUCCUUUAUACGGCAGUGCCUCAAAGGUCCACCAUGAUAUCCUUAAAAGAAUAUUGCUAGCAAAUUAAACUAUUUCCAUUUAUUAUAUUUGGCUAUGACAUGAUGUUUACAUAUUAUUUUAAUGGUGCUUCAUUAGUUUGAGUGUACAUUUUAUUCACUGUUUUGAUUCAUUGUACGUGAUACCGGUCAGUGUAAAAUGAAGAUUGCGGACUGCAGACUGCGAACUGCAGACCAGGGGUAAAGUGCAGACUACAUGACUGAGAUCUAGAGUAAAAUGCAGGUUGGGUGCAAAAUGUCGUGAGAAUGAGGACUGCAGACUGUUUAAACAUUUGUGCUCCUUCUUUUCCAAAUAGCUACCUAGUCAUUUACUAUACACACCUUGCUUCCCAGUUGAAGUACAUUAUUGCACAUUCACCAGAAGUUUCAAUGAACAUCCGAACAGCUAAAGUCUGCGUACCUUGAUUUGCAAUCAUACUUUCGUAGAAGGUCAUCCAGAUUUCCUGCAGAACAUCCUUCUUUAUUGUUUUUUGGAAUUCGGGGUCGGCAGUUUUUAUUUAACAUAAACAUCUUCGUGUUGUACCAGUUCAUGGUCAUGUGUAGAUCUGUUCAAAAACUUCACAUCUAAAGGUCAUUUUCAUACACAGGACAAUUUGCAAUAAUGAUUUAUAGCAAAACACAGCAUUGCAUAUAUAUUGUUGGAACAUUAUGUUGCAGCUUAAUUCAAAACAAUGUUGCAACAUUACAUUUUGCUAAAAAUCAUCGUUGUGAAUCAUCCUGUGUAACGUACAUCACCUAAAAGUUGAAGCAUGAGGUCUCUCAGAUGGAAAAAAGGUACAAGAUUGCGAUUAAGUUUUCGGGUCCCCGGCAAAUAUUGUUCCAGAGAUGAAAGGGAUGGAUUUGUGAAAGCAGAUGUCAAGUAUAUUGGCAGUGAGAAUUAAUAAUUUUUUGCACUUAACAUGUAAAAUAACACAUAAAUAAUAUACUUUGCAUCAUUUUAUUCACAAGCUUUUCUUUUAAUAGACCUAUUUGGCUAACUCAAAGUUGUAGUUUUACCCAAUUCAAAUCUCCCAUGGUCAAGAUCAAUUCUUUGUGUAACUGUAUUUGCGGGAUUUUUUUGCCCUUAAACCCCUCUGCAACUAUAUACAGUUCAUAUGCUCGGUCUGCAUUUUACCCCCAGUCUGCAGUCCUCAUUAUCUGCAUUUUGCACCCAGCCUGCAUUUUACUGUCAGUCUACAGUCUGCAUUGUACCCCUGGUCCACAGUCUGCAGUCCACAAUUUUCUGAGAUUUUAGGCCCCAUCCACAGGUAUCCGGACAUUUUUGAAUCUGCAACUUUUUCUUUCCAGAUACAGCUUCUGUCCACUUGAAUCCAGUGAGUCUGGGGCACUUUCCAUUCAACAAAAAUUCCAGUUUGAAAUUUUGGAAACUUCUGACAUGCUCAGUGGAAUGGUAGGUUCCAGUUGCACAGACCUGACCCAAGCCACCGUGCAUUUUGUUAUUGUGGUUUCACAGCAGACUCAAAAUUACACUCUAAAAGAGAAGAGUAAAUACUGUUUCAAUCCUAAAGAACACUCGAAAACUGGAAAACUAAAGGAGGAGGAAUCCUAUUUCUCAGUAUAUUCGAACAAUUCCAAGCAAUUCCUGGAACUGUGCAGUAAAUAAAUUCGGUGUUUUGGCCAAAUUUGUAUUCAGGCAGGCUUUGGCUUAACUGAUGAAUUAAAUGCUUUAGUUAAAUAUCGUGGACAGGUUUCAGACAAAAUAAUAAUACGCUGAUUCUCUUGAUCACGGACUUUAUACACACACACUUUUUUCGCCUACAGUGUCGUGUUGCGUCAGUUAUUUGACACUGUUAAUGGCAAAUAUCAAGAAUGGAAAAAAAAUUGCAACUGAUUCAAACUAUUUGAGAUGUCAUGGCUUUACUCUCAGCACUUCACUUCCCAUCGGAAACUACUUGCUCUUGUAAGCAGGAUACAAAAGAGCGGUACUGGGGACAACAAUUUUGGCAAGUGGAAAGGGACAUUUCAGUCUGAGUGACCGAAAUGACCAGACCAGUCACUGUGGACCACCUUCAAAGCUCAGGUCCCGAAUAUUCCGGUCAGACCAAACCGAAAUGGUCCGUUCCAUUUAUGAACCUACCGAAAUUUCCGGAAUUUUGGCUUGAAUGGAAAGCGCCUGUGGUAUACGAAUCUGCAACUUUAAUUUUGAAUCCACUCUCAUCCAGAGCCAGUGGAAAUUGUUUCAUGUGCUAUGAAUCUGGAAUCAUGUGGAUGCUAAAAUUUAUACAAACAUUUUUUUAUCCAGUGACGCAACAAGAUUGAGCCCAGUUCUUUACUGUGAAUACUGUAUUCAAGAUGGCAACCUUGUUCCAAGGUUCUCUCUCUUUAACCCUUCGAGGCCAGGGUAAAUGAGGAGUCAACCUUAACUUGCUCCUUGCAUUUUCCUUUGACUUCUGAGCUGAUUCUACCAUACUUCUAGCGAUAAGAUAGAGAAUCAUAACACAAGACAGAGCAAGGUGCAAAAUUUGUGUGCUUAAUUACAACGCGUGCUCUGUUGCCAAUAUUUCCAAAGGAGUCCUAGGUACUAGAGUGAAUCCAGAUACAUGUUGAGUGGACAGGUAAAUUCGAUUAACCGGAUAGGUGACAUGCAUGAACAUGGAAAUUUUUUAUUCUGGAAAGAAAAAGUUGUGGAUUAAAAAAUAUCUGGAUAUGUGUGGAUGUUGCCUUCCCAGGAAGGUCAGGGGAGUACACGGUACUUGUGAAUAGCACAGUCAUUAACUUCAUAUUCAUCAGAACUUGUAAGAUCCAUAAUUCAAGCACCUCUAGGUUGUUAUGGGAUCAUUGAGGCCCCACAUUGUAUGCCCUCUGCAUCUUGAAAUUCAAAACAAUAUCUUGAAAGCUAUAUAAAUAUCACAUUUUAAAUAACCCAUUUAUGAGGGAAAAAAGGAAAGGGACUUGAAGAUAAAAGCCACAGAGGAUUAAAUAACAGAGGUCUCGAUCGAAAUGCUAACGAGUGAAAUUGUGUGAGCUAGGCCAUGAAAUGUAAACGUGUUCUCACAGCUCUGUGAAGUCUGCUUAUUCAUUCUCUAGCUAUUUAUUUUAACUGAGAAUAUCACUGUAAUUUUCUUGUGGGACAUUAUAUCGAUUAAGCAAAAUUGUCUGCCUAAAAAAUGCAAUGAAAUAUUUUAAUGUGUUACUUGUCAUCUUUCUUCAGUGUCUUCAUUGAGCUUCCUCACCUGGCAAUUUAACCUGUCAUAUUAAGGGACAAUUUUAAAAACAAAGGUGAUCAUUGGUCGUAAUAACAGGGUGGAUUAACGUUUUUUCAAGUACAAAAAUGUGUGGAAUUUUAUUCGGACCACAAAAAAGUGGUUGUAAUAAAGGGCAUUCACUGUAAUAAUUUAUUAUUAAGAAUUAUGGUAUUCACAAAAUACAAGUAUAAAAAAAUUGCUGUGCGGUGACUGUUUGUAAAUGAAAUCUCAAGGAACUGCUAGAAUUGAGCUAGGACUUAACUAAAAAUAUAAAACACAGAGUGCACGUCAUUUUUAAUUUUGGGCAGAAAUGCUGUGCAGUGUUUUGUUCUGAGAUAUUGAAUCUUAUAUAUCAUUCUGGGUCUUAACAGGGCUGUCACUGAAGGUGGGGUCUGGGGUCAGAUAUUUCCUCUGGCUAUUAUGAGCACAUGACCCGCCAUGCUCUCACAGGAGGAAAGGAAAAAGAAUCAAAAGAAUCAAUCUGUUCAACUCCAUGCUUGAAAUCUCAGUGACCUGAUUUAACUCCUUAAUAUUUUCAUAAUUUGUUACUUAAUUCUUUUUUUUUUAGGUUUUUCCUGAUAAUUUCAUGCGCCGAGAAGUACAAGCUUUUGUUGUCAGCUGCACAUUUAAGGAUGAAGGAUGCCAAUGGAAAGGCAAAGUCAGGCACUUGGAGGUAAAAAAGGCUUGAAAAAAGUAAUGUUACUCUUGAGAAAAUUUUCAAACCGUUAAUGUAUCAGUAUUUAAUUGCUCUGUAAAUUUAAACUAGCAGUAACUGCAGUUGGUUAAUAGGAAGUGCGGGCGAGCAUGUGCAGACUGAUUUUGAGGUAAAAAAUGUCUUGCAAGGAAAUGCAUGGCCAUGGCAAAUCCUGCAAUAUGACAGAGAAGUUGUUGAAGGCAGCAUUAAUUACUACAGAACAUGCAGUGGUAUUGGACAGGAUUAGAGAAUAAACGAGUCAAUAUGGAGUACACUGCUGCGUAAAUUGCUCAAGUCAAACCAUCCAAAAAGGAAACUGGGAAAGCAGCAAAAGAGAUGCAGAAUUGGCUGACCCUUCUACCAAAUCAGGGGUUAGAACUGUAUAAAUCCCAUGGCCUGAUUUUUUGCAUGGAAAGAAUCAUUUUAACAGCAAACUUACAACAGAAAAUCAUUGAUUCAUUCGCCCCCUGAGCUGCCUGUAACUGCCUGUGCGGAACCACAUCUCUUCUACCGCUUGUGAUGUCACCAGUUUUAACCCAUUCGCUCCUGGAGAUUUUACCAAAAAACGCGUUUUGAAGCUAGUCGAGUGGUUUUCUGGUCACUGUCGUGCUAUAAAGAGCUAAAACUUACCACAAACCGGUUUACAGGUCGUACACUUGACGGCCUUCUGAUCCAGAUGCAAAAUAUCAGCUUGCGAAGUUCGGGCAUGCGCAGAAAGCAAAAUUUUGGGUUUAAAAGUGACACAGCAGUCUUGACUUUUACUUUUCGCUUUCUCUCCUCCCUUCUUUUUUCGCUUUUCUUGCCUCAUUUUUUUUUUUCUCUUGCUGGGCAUUUAGUAGGCUUCAUUUUGGUGGGAAGAGUUUUUAGGAAAGCUUUUAGGAUCUUAGGAUUAGGUGAAAGGAAAGGUAGGUGGGUAAUGGAACAAGAUUUUCAUGGAGAUUUUCAGGUCCUUGUCACGUGGUUUUUUGCUUCUUUCUCCGGUGUCCUUGACUGAAUUGUGCUCAUUCUGGUAUGGUUUGAAAGAUCUCUUCACCCUGCACAAGUUAGCGAAGAAAGUUGUCCUUGACCGUUAAAACUGAUGACGUCACAAAGGGUAGAAAGGACCUGGAUCCGCACGGGCGGUUACGGGCGGUUCAGGGGCGAAUGGGUUAAUGAUCAAAGACAACUUUAUAUGCUGACAUUGUGCAUAGUGAGGAGAUCUAGCUUUUAAACCAUACCAGAAUUAGCACAAUUCAGUCAAGAACACCUGAGAAAAAGGCAAAAAACCAUGUAACAAUGACCUGAAAAUUGCCAUGAAAAUCUUGUUCCACUACCCACCUAUAUACCUUUCCUACCAUCUAAUCCUAAGAUCCUAAAGCUUUCCUAAAAACUUUUCCCACCAAAAUGAAGCCUACUAAAUGCCCAGCGUAAGAAAAAAAUGAGGCAAGAAAAAGAGGGAGGACAGAAAGCGAAAAGUAAAAGUCAAGACUGCUGCGUCACUUUUAAACCCAAAAAUCUCGAAACUUUGCUUUGUACGCGCAUGCCAGAACUUCGCAAGCUAAUAUUUGCAUCUGGAUCAGAAGGCCACAAAGUGUACGACCUGUGAACAGGUUAAUUGGUGGUGAAGUUUUAGCUCUUAAUAGCACGACAGUGACCAGAAAACCUCUCGACUAGUUUCAAAACGCCUUUUUCAGCAAAAUCUCCUGGGGCAAAUGGGUUAAGUCAGCUCAUGCAAUUAGGGCACCUUGCAAUUGGUACGACAAAAAUUAAGCAGAUGCUCCGUGCAAAGUAUUGGUUCCCCAUUAUGAAUCACCUGAUUGGCCAAACAAUAGAACUGUUUUGGCAGUCAAGUAUGUCCACAAAGAGUCACAAACAAGAGCCCAUUAAGCAAGCCAUCGGUUAUUCUUGAAGAACCGUAGGAACAGAUCUCUAUUGAUUUUAAAGGACCUAAUACCCUGGUCAGAAUGCAAAGAAAGUCAUUUUUAUGGCUUGCCAAUCCUGAAUGGCAAGCUGAAGCUUAGCAUUUACUAGCCCAAAAGUUAUUUCAACCAGCCCGAAAACUUUUUUAGGAGCAGACUUGAUUUCACAAAUCGUCUGUAAUUUGAAGUCCUCAAAAAACUUCACUUGCCCGUUAGGCAAGUUAAGAACAGAAUUCACUAGCCCUAUACCAAAAUCCACUAGCCCCGGGCUAACGGACAUGACUUUCUUUGCAUGCUGCUGAUGAUCAUUACAAUUUAGUGGCCACUGACGAGAGAACGUGGUAUCCUAUGGUAGAGGUCGUGUCUUCAACUGGAUUGAAGCAUAGUUAAUAGAGGGGACCCUCUAUACUAACUAUGGUUGGAGCAAACGAAGGAAAAGUUGAAAAAGAUCUUUGGAUGGGUAACUUCAGACAACGGACUGCCAUUCAAUUCAGAACAGUUCAAUGAUUUUGCAAAGGAAGAAGGAUUUCUACAUUAUUGAGUCACCCCAAAUCAACCUAGAGCAAAUGAGCAGGUGGAGAGAUUUAUGCAGACCUUAAACAAGACAGAAAAAAUUGCCCAUCUGCAAGGGAAAUCAGGAUCAGAUAGAAACGUGGCUAUCCAAGAAAUGUUAAUGGCUUACAGAGACACGUCACACCCUGUGACUGGCAUUUCACUUUAUCAAGCUAUGAUGAACAGACCUGUCAGAACUAAGCUGGGCUUAUAUUAGAGUGCUAUGGAAGGAGAGAAGCAGCCAAGAUGAAAUGAUGGAUAAGAAGGACAGCCAGUACAAGGAGAAGAUGGAAAAUGAAGGUGUAAGCAGUAAGGGACACAAUUUUGCCGUGGGAGAUCAUGUCCUGUUAAGACAAAGAUAGGUGAACAAAUGGUCAACCUUAUAUGAGCCUGUAUUCAACACAGUCAAAAAAUCAAUGGAUUUGCUAUUACUGCAAGAUGUAUUACAGACGGCUGAGAGGUUUUAGCGAGAUGCUAGCCAGUUCAAAAAUGGAAAUGCCAGGAGAAUGAAGAUGACGGCAGUCAGCAUGAAGACUGAAGAGAGACAGGUUUGAUGGGUGCGAGUAACAUGAAAGAUCAACCCAUUUCCCAAAGUAUGUUGAGCAGGAGAUUUACCUGAACUACCUGAACAAGAGAUGAAAGAGAAGCAACCACAGAGCCAGUGCAAGAGGACCUUACUAAACAGAGUGGUGGUAGUGGCAGACAACAGGAAGAAGGUGCAAAAGUAGUGAAUUGCCAGGAAGUGCGUAUGUCAAGCCCGGCCAUUGGAGACACUUCUUAGCUAUCCAGUCGAUCCACAAACCCACAAGCUAAGACUGAAAAGAACCAGGCGACGACCUGCGUACCUGAGUGACUUUAUUAUUACUGGGAGAUAUGUGUCCUACACUUACAUCAACUUGGAAUGGAAACUGACUAGAAAAUGAAUUAAACUGAAUAGGUUUAUUAAAUUGAAUAGUAUAUAAACUUAAUAGCUUUCAGUUCAUUAGUGUCAUUAGUUCCUACAACAAAUGAACAAAUGAUGAAAAUUAAAUUAUGUACCUUUGCAUGUUAACAAAUUCUGCGUAAACCUAUAAGAAACUUUUGAAAAAUUGACUGAAAUGUAGUGUUCACAUAACUAAAGCAUAAGGUAAGACCAGUGGGCCAUUAUGAAAACAUCCACUGUAAAGUACCUUCAUGGCAUUCUAUGGAACUUCCGUGGGGUUCCAUGGUUUGUGCUUGGAAUUUCAUAGAAUAAACCCAUUCAAUAAUCAUUUUUGUUUACCUCUUUUAUCAGGCCCACACUAGCAACUGUGAGUUUAUGAAAAUCCCUUGUGAUCAUUUUGAGUGUGGCAUGUUUGUGAAGAAAGCUGAUCUUCCUCAGCACCUGGAAACAGAAUGCAAGUGUAGACCUGAAACUUGUGGAUUCUGUAAAAAACAAAUUAGGCUGGACAAAAUGAAGGUAUUUUAUAAUGCUGUCAUGCUGUACCUAUGCUACAUGUAAAUAAAUUCAAUUUUAAUUAGUUAUAUAGCUUCUGCAAGAAUUAAGGGACACCUUAGGUGAUGUACAUUUAGUUGCCAGAAACUGAACGGCUUGGCCGUAACUUAUACUGGGCCAUGUCCAACUACAGUUUUGCUAAGAAAAAGCCUUGAGAAAUUUUUUAUUCCUUUACUUUGUCGAGAUAAAAAAAAAUAUAAUAAUAAUCAUUACAAAUGUAACCACUAUGCAGCUUCACCACGAGAAGGAGUGUCCAGCAUAUCCAGUUGUGUGUGAAAAAUGCAACAAGGAUGGCAUUCCACGCGCAAAGGUAAGAGGCCAAGAAAUUAUGGAUCUCGUUUCCUGACUUUCGUAAAGUUCACGUUGGUGCCGGGGGGGGGAGGGGGGUAGUCCCUUACAUAGGCCAUGUAGGUAUGUGCAGCCCCAAAGGGUAGGGUUUUUGCGCCGUUUUGGUCUGAAAACGGGUAUACACUUUGCCCAUUUUGGUCUGGAAUCGGGUAUGGUUUUGGAGGAAACUACGAGAGCGAGUGUAUGAAGGUAUUUAUCGUUUCAAUUCCCCUCUGAAUAAAAAAAGAAAGAGGAGUAUGGGAAUUCAAAGUGGAUUUUAAGAGAUCUUUUCUGUUGACGUUCUAAUCUAAGUGGAUGUAAUGAUAACAUAAUUUCUCAGAGGUCAGGUCUGAAAACCGGUGUGAAAAAUGACAUUUUUCUGUCUGAUGUAGGGUCAGAAUUGGUAGUUCCGAGCGGCACACUCCCACCAAGAAUUCUUAGAAGUACUCCCCCGGGCUUUGGUGAUUGAUUCGAAUCCUAUUGUGCCGCACCAAGGUUUUUUGGGCUUCUUUUCACAGUUGCCUAAAUUCCAAACAUGCCAGCUAUCAUGAUGAUUAUUUCUUUUUAGGAUAUUUCUUUUUAGGAUAGGCUACUUACCAUUCAUUUACAUGGGAAAACUGGAAAUUCCGGUGGGAAUUACAGUUUUUCCGGGUCAAGCGUACCCAAAUAGGUUUUCUGUAAUACGGACAACGGGCACUAAAUCUCGGCCCCAGAGAGUAAAAUCGUAUAAAAUUAACCUCCUUAUUACGGACACAGCGGCGAUCUGGUGAAUCCCGAAUCCCGAUCAGUUGAAUAUGCACAGGGUGAAUCCCGUCUAGUCUGGCAGAUGAGCUAUGAAUUUCAUCCGAUUACUUCGAGUCUUUAUUACUCCCUCAGUAACGUCUGAAUCGACCGGCCGUUAAUGCCGUCCAGUGACGUCACUACUCCUCGACCUUUGCUUUAAUUCAUGCAAAAACACGAUUUUCAAGUGGCAAACCGAGAAAUAUCGUUUGGAAAUGUCUGCAUGAUACAGAAUUGCUUUAUUUUUUUCGAUCGUAAUUCAUGUUUAGCGUUCAAACUAUCAAUUGCAUGCAGUACAACUCUGAACCGGUUGUACUGAAUUCUAUAAUCAACUCGGUGGCAAUCACGUAAUGAAAUAAACACACACACGAAUGCUUUAAUUGAAAAGAAGCUAUUUGAUCCUUAACGAAGAAAAAAACACAAGGAAGCAAGAAAGAAAAGCUAACAGAAUCAUUACACUUGACGGUGAAAAUAGCAAGAAGGUCGAAUUAUAACAUUGAUCUCAGAAAACUUCGCGUAAACAAAAUCACCGGCCGCCGAAACCACAAAGCGGCUCUAAAUGAAAAACCUACCGACUCUCCGCAAUGAUUCUUCAUUCGCAGUUCAAUUUCGCAUUUCAGUUUCGAAGACAAGGGCGAUUUUGCUGUUUAAGAUAAAGAUUAAGCUUAUCGAAAUGUUUGAACUACACGAAAGAAUGCCAGGGAUGCGAUUCGCUGAAAAUCAAGCGACAAUUCCGCUAAAAUUUUUCAUAAUUAUACAUAAUUAUGCGAAUGUUUAGACAAUCAACCAAUCAAAAUCACUACCCGGUUUUCGGGUAGUGAGUGACGUCACUGGACGGCAUUAACGGCCCGUCGAUUCAGACGUUGUUGAGAGGAGAAAACGACUCAAGCAAUCGGAUGAAUUUCAGGCUAAUAGCGCCGCUUAUAAUACAUUUCUAGUGAUCUAAAAGUACUCGGGACAGCCUAAAAAGUGUUUUAACCGUAUUUAAGAGGAAACCGUAAUUGGGUGCCCCUGAUUUGUUAAACCUUGACUAUGAAUUAUGGAGGAGCCAACUUUCUAAAAUGUGACUCUAAUGUUUCUUCGUUGGAUUGACUCGUUAUUCUUUUGCUUUUAGUUGUCGGCGCAUCAGAAUCUAGUUGUAGGAGACUGUGACGGAAACCAGAUUGGCCGCUCAAAUACUGAGGUAAGAGCAAAAAUGGAAAUUCAGUUUUUAAUUAACUGAAUUUACCUAACUUCAAUAAACCUUGGAAGAACGGCGCCAACUUCCUUCCUCGCAGUCAGUGGCUCCGCAGUACGUGCGGAUUGGAGAGGUGGGAUCGCUCGUUGGCAUGUAAUUGGUUGGGGGCGGUGGUUGGGGGAGACUUGGUCACCUCGGGUACAAAUUGGUGUUGUCUGUUUGGCCUAAACUUGAUUCGAAAUCUCUGUGGUCCUAGGUUCUUUUACGUCCCCAAUAAUCAUCCUAGGGCGACUUUUUUUACAGUCCGCAAACAAUAAGCGCACAGCUGUAAUAACAAUUUUCAGUCCUCUCUAAGUUUACGGCAUUGGGCAAGAUGAUUGUGCUUGAUGCCAUUGACAUUAGAUGUGGUUUAAACUGAAAUCCAAAUGUAGAUAUAAAACUUAAGAAAUGUGCAAGACUGCGUAAAAGAAAUAAAGCAAAAAAUAUAUUAUAGCCAGCGAAUGGACAUUGUUUCUGAACGCAAAUAAGAUACUCUGUACCGGAAACUGCAUGAAGUGUUUAUAAGAAAAACGUUGUCAAAACCUGAGCUGAAAAUGCUUUUUAAGGCGAUUUAAAUUAAAAACGAAAAAAUCUAAGUAAGAGACUAAGCGCAGGUGAGAUUCCUUGGGGGGCUAACUCUGAACUAUAUUGCCGUUUACAUGGUUUAGGCCUGCUAGAAUGAUUUAAGGAGGCAAGUCUAUUGGGUUAACGUCACCACCCAGUGAAGCGCAUUAUCUGUAACGAGAAAAGGUUUUAAUCAUAAUUAACAGCAGGAGUAUAACCGUCUCUCUUUUUUUAACCCUGUUUGGUGAGCCGUGUCAGGUAUGACUGAACCCGCGGGCUCCGCUCAGCAGACCGGCGGUCUUCCAACUGAGCUAAUGAGAUGUAGCCUGUGUAUAGACCCCCCUCCCCCCUGGCUUCUGGCUUCUCCGAUUUUUCUUGAGUAGAGGGGAGGGGAGGGGAGGGGGGGGGGUCUUUACACAGGCUAAUGGAUGGGGCCGCUAACCCUUCAUUAAACCAGAUUUGAAAUCUCUCAACUGCAUUUUCUUAAGAAACUACCGUGAUUUAUAGUCAGGAUAAAAUAAGCGAACUCUGGUUAAACAGUUGCUCUCCCUAUUAUUUAUCAGUUUUUCAAAUGCUUUUGAAACAUAACGAUUAGUUUGUUUGUAGGUUUUCAACCAUAAUGAUACGUUGGUACUGGAAGCAUUAGUGACUCGUGAUCGAAGAAUUAUGCCGAGAAGCCCGCAUAUCACCACAGACUCUGGUGUUAUCUGGCACAUAAUCUCUCUAAUUCAAAGAAGUGCAAAAGAAACGGAAGGUGUACAAGAACAACUGCGAGAGUAUUGCGAAGGAGUCACCUCCCUGAAUAGGAAAAAGGGUUCAGGAAACUCGUCGGCAGCGUCUCCAUCUACCGCUGACUACGAGGCCAUUAUCACACACUUACGCUCUCAAAUUGAAAUCAGUGAAGAAGAAAUCCAAAGUUUGCGAGAACAACUGCGAGAGCAUGGCGAACGAAUCGCCUCCCUGGGGAGACAAGUGGCUUUAGGAAAUUCCUCGGGAGUAUGUUCAUCUGCUCAAGUGUCUGGUGAUUCAGCUGGCAGUGUACCGAACAGCGACAUUACUCGAAGGGGACGCAAUCUUGAAAAUAGGACCGCUGAUCUAGAGGCGCUGUCGGCCGGAAAUGAGCGUGAAAUUGAGGCGACUAACAGCAGGGUUGACUAUAUUGAGCGCACACUGGCUGACAGAAGUGUCACUUUAGCUAACUUAGAGGAAAAGUUGAUGCAACUAGAGUUCCCAAGCUACGAUGGCCAGUUGCUGUGGAAAAUAACUGAGUUUGCGCGUAGAAGAAACGAGGCGGUCAGCGGGCAGAACGUCUUCUUCUACAGCCCUUGCUUCUACACCAGUCGCUAUGGAUACAAGAUGUGCGCCCGCAUAUAUUUAAACGGAGAUGGCAUGGGCCUAGGAACACACAUCUCUGUGUUCUUUGUUGUCAUGCGCGGUCAGAAUGAUGUAAUUCUCCGCUGGCCAUUCAGACAGAUGGUCACGUUCAUGUUGUUGGAUCAAGAUAAUGUUGAACACGUGAUCGACACCUUAACACCUGAUCCAAGCAGCUCUUCUUUUCAGAGACCAAGAAGGGAAACAAACAUCGCAAGUGGAUGUCCAACGUUCUGCUCGCUCACUGAGCUUACCAAUCACGCUUAUGUUCGUGAUGACGCUAUGUUCCUAAAAAUUAUAGUCGAUACAACUGACUUAUAAAGAGAACUUUUCUACCAUAUUCAAUUUACUUUUAGAACAAAAUUCAAAUUGCAAAGUAUCAUAUCUUUCAAUUGUAUACGCGAUUGCAUAUUUUGAUAUUUUUCAGUUCGUCACUAGUUUUGGGCCAAUCUUGUAUCAUCAUAAUUGUCCUCUGAACUGUACAUGCCUUAUGUAACCGAAAGCAGCAAUAGACUCUUGUUGACAAAAGCGGGAAAGAGUGGAUAAGUCCGUAACGCCAACAAAGAAUAACUAAAAGCGAUAAAAAUGGCGUCUGAAAAAUAAAUCAUUUUUGUUUUGAGUUAGCGCGAGACUCGAGUUACUAAGUGACCUUGUUACCGGUAGACAGGUGUAUAUAAAGUUCAAUUUGAUAAUCUUUGUCUCCAAAAAAAGACUUACAGAGUUACUCUCAAAGUUAGCCUUUAAGAUAUGAUAUAGGCUUUAAAACUUGUAGAUUAAAGAAUAGAUAGGCAUAGUUUAUUUACCUGACUUUGUAACGAAUAUCUUACCCUGUAGACAGGGUAUCACGAGAACGCGUCGAAGUUACCAAUUUGUAAGUAGUUUGCUAUUGGUAGCCCAGCAUUCGUCCUUUCUAUCAACAUAAACAACGAAAUCAAUGUUAGUUAGAAUCAUAUGUGUUAGACGAUCCUACAGAAUGUUCGUAGCUUUUGUUUAAGUAUAAUCGAAGAAAAUUCAAGUUACUAGGAACGGUGUAACGCAAUAUAUUUUUCAUUGUCAUUGCGUGCGUUGUAUCUCUGUGAACAAUUAUCGUAUAUAUAGGUUUUAUACUGAAAAAGAGGUAACAUAUUUUUCAAUAGAAUGGAUAAACAUAGUUUAUUUACCUAACUUUGUAACUAAUACCUUACCCUGCAGACAGGGUAUCACGAGGACGCGUCGAAGUUGCCAAUUUGUUAGUAGUUUGCUAUUGGUAGCCAAGCAUUCGUCCUUUCGGUCAAUAUAAACAGUGAUAAACAAACAGCGAAAUCGAUGUUAGAAUCAUCUGUAGUAGACGAUCCUACAGAAUGUUCGUAGCUUUUGUUUAAGUUAGUAUAACCAAAAAAAUUCAUAUUACUAGGAACGGUGCAACGCAAUAUUUUUUCAUUGUCAUUGCGUGCGUUGUAUCUCAGUGAACAAUUUUCGCAUUAUAGGGUUUAUACUGAAAAAGAGG